Molecule: messenger RNA, 174 nt
Organism: Ectocarpus siliculosus
Lineage: Eukaryota; Phaeophyceae; Ectocarpales; Ectocarpaceae
Source: the annotation of a GenBank genome assembly
AUGGCCGCAGAGACGAUUGUGGCAGCACACUGCCUGGAUUCCAUCGAUGUGCCUCCCUUGAUGCUCAAGGUCCCAGAGAAUACUGACUACUUCGAGUUGGCCCAGAAGAUCACGGGGGCCCUGCAGUCUUACCGCGACAAGGACGGAGAAGAAGUCUUCGUGAAGCAGUUCUAG